Messenger RNA from Setaria italica (foxtail millet), 896 nucleotides. Its product is annotated as non-classical arabinogalactan protein 30. The record is from RefSeq and is a predicted model, not a curated record. Bases 3 to 527 code for a protein of 174 amino acids. The transcript has 2 exons. NCBI's taxonomy places the organism in Eukaryota, Viridiplantae, Streptophyta, Magnoliopsida, Poales, Poaceae.
CCAUGCUUACGAUGGCUUGUCUGGCGAGAAGCCUUGUGGUCUGCCUGCCCCUCGUGGUCCUCGCCGCCGUGGUCUGCCUGCCAUCACGCGGCGACGCCAUGGGCCUGCCCCAGCCUCCGCCGGACCUCAACUUCACCAUCGCCGUCGAGGGCGUCGUCUGGUGCAAGACCUGCCGGUACGCCGGCUACGUCCGCUCCAUGGACGCGUCGCCCCUCCCGAAUGCCACGGCGCUGCUGCGGUGCCGGCGCGACGGCGACCCGCGGGCGCUGUCCGUGUCGAACACCACGGACGCCGACGGCUGCUUCCUGAUCCAGGCGGACUGGCAGUCGGCGCCCUUCAAGAGCAAGGACUGCAAGGUGUACGUGCAGCGGUCGCCGGCGGCAGGGUGCGCCGUGCCCGUCAAGCCCGCUGCCAAGAAGGGGGCGCCGCUCAAGUUCCGCAGGUUCGUGCCGCUCCCCGACGAGCUGCAGGCGCGCUACACGGCGGGCAACUUCACGUUCGCGCCGGAGGAACCCGCCAAGUGCUAGCUACUGCUACCUGAUCGAGUAGCUGACUCUGGACGUCCAACUGUCGGAAUAAAUCAAAUACUAUGUGUUUGCAGGGAAUGAUUGACAAUGUAACACCAAUCCGGCCAAGCGAAAACUUUCAUAUGUAUAUUUUUGACAGCCCUAUAUGGGUCUCCUUUUUUCUAACAAAAAGGAUGAACAGAACGAACGUUGGCCGCACAGGGUUUACAAGUUUUGCAAGCUCUAGCUCUUAAAUUUUUUUUUCUUGCAUCUAGGGUGCAAGCUGCUGAUCCUAGCAUUCUGGCUAGAUCCAUGGUGCAGCUGUAAUAUAUGCGUCGUGCUCUGUUCUUUGUUCACUGGCUCUUUGUUUGAGUUGAGUGGUGUAUUGGA